Molecule: messenger RNA, 42419 nt
Organism: Anas platyrhynchos (mallard)
Lineage: Eukaryota; Metazoa; Chordata; Aves; Anseriformes; Anatidae
Gene: GPR85
Product: G protein-coupled receptor 85
Biological process (GO): G protein-coupled receptor signaling pathway
Cellular component (GO): plasma membrane
Molecular function (GO): G protein-coupled receptor activity
Source: RefSeq, a predicted model, not a curated record
UGCCGCCGGCUGCCGGGGGGGCAGCGGGGGAGGCAGGGGGAAGGUGCGGUGUCCUAGCGGCCCCGCAGCCCGGGCGCUUUCUCCGGGAGCCCCCGCUCCCUUCCCCAUUCUCCCCGCCGCCGCAGGGGCUAGCAGGGGGAAGGGGGCGCUCCCUCGUCCCCCCCCCCCCCCCGUUUUCAGCACAAGGGGAGGGAGCGGGGGGGAGUUCAUCGGCACAAACAAGGAGCGCAGGACCCGCUUCCUCCCCCCCCUCCUGCUUCCCUCGGCGAUAAAUCCAGCCGGGCUAUGCAUCGCGAUGGGGACGCGCUGCCGCCUUCCCCGCGCUGAGGCGGCGGCUGCUGCUGCCGGGGGGGCCGCCAUCCCCUCGGCGGGGACAGAGCAGCCGCCGCGGGGGCUGCCCGGCCCCCGGCGAGGGAGCAGCCGCCGCUGAGGCCGCCCUGCCCUCGGCCGGGGCCGCCGCCAAGGGCCGGGGGGAGCCCGAGCCGCUGCGACACGGGAGGGAGGACGGGGCUCGGCGCGCAGGGAGGAGGCGCAGCGGGCAUGCGCCGGCCGAGCCGCUGACUGGAUCCUCAGGCGAGGUACCGAGGCGAAAAAAAAAAAAAAAAAAAAAAAAAAAAAAGGAAAAAUAAAUAAUAAUAACCCUACAGGAAUGAGGGAGAGAAGAACGGAACGCGGCGGAGGAAAGCGAAAAGGGGCUUAAAAAAAAAAAAAAAAAAAAAAGGAUAAAGCAGCGCUGGAGGAGCAGCUGUGGCAUGUGGGCACCGCCGGCACCAACAGAUAUUUUGAUGGCAUGACAAAUCAGAAAGAAGAGGAUGUACUGUAUGACUAGACACCAGAUCAGUUCUGUUUGUGGAUUACAUUUUCAGUAAGAUGUAUGGAUCUAUUUUUUCCUUGUUCUUAUAUAUAGAUCAUGAGACUUGACUGAGGCAAUAUACAUAUCAUCCAUCCAUCUAUGGCGAACUACAGCCAUGCAGCUGACAACAUUUUACAAAAUCUCUCUCCUUUAACAGCUUUUCUGAAACUGACUUCACUGGGUUUCAUAAUAGGAGUCAGUGUGGUGGGUAACCUUCUGAUCUCCAUUUUGCUAGUCAAAGAUAAGACCUUGCAUAGAGCUCCUUACUACUUCCUGUUGGAUCUUUGCUGCUCAGAUAUCCUCAGAUCUGCAAUUUGUUUCCCAUUUGUUUUCACCUCUGUAAAAAAUGGCUCUACUUGGACGUAUGGGACUCUUACUUGCAAAGUGAUUGCCUUUUUGGGGGUUUUGUCCUGCUUUCACACUGCUUUCAUGUUGUUCUGCAUAAGCGUCACCAGAUACCUAGCUAUUGCCCACCACCGUUUUUAUACAAAAAGGCUGACCUUCUGGACUUGUUUGGCCGUUAUCUGUAUGGUGUGGACCCUCUCUGUAGCCAUGGCUUUCCCCCCAGUUUUAGAUGUGGGCACCUACUCGUUCAUUAGGGAGGAAGACCAAUGCACUUUCCAGCAUCGUUCCUUCAGGGCUAAUGAUUCUUUGGGAUUUAUGCUUCUUCUUGCCCUCAUCCUCCUAGCCACACAGCUUGUCUACCUCAAGCUGAUAUUUUUUGUUCACGACCGCAGGAAAAUGAAGCCAGUCCAGUUUGUUGCAGCAGUGAGCCAGAACUGGACUUUCCAUGGUCCUGGAGCGAGCGGUCAAGCGGCUGCUAAUUGGCUGGCUGGAUUUGGAAGGGGUCCCACACCGCCAACCUUGUUGGGAAUCAGGCAAAACGCGAACACCACAGGCAGGAGAAGGCUACUGGUUUUAGACGAGUUCAAAAUGGAGAAGAGAAUCAGCAGAAUGUUCUACAUCAUGACAUUCCUCUUUCUGACCUUGUGGGGUCCCUAUUUGGUAGCCUGUUACUGGAGAGUUUUCGCAAGAGGGCCUGUAGUACCAGGGGGAUUUCUAACGGCCGCUGUCUGGAUGAGUUUUGCCCAAGCUGGAAUCAAUCCUUUUGUCUGCAUUUUCUCCAACAGGGAGCUGAGGCGCUGUUUCAGCACAACCCUUCUUUACUGCAGAAAAUCCAGGUUACCAAGGGAACCUUACUGUGUUAUAUGAGGGAGCAUCUGUAAAUCUUUAGCCUUGUGAAACACUACCAUUCUCUGCUAAGCAAUUGUGGCCUGUAGCCAUGUCUUGAGAAGAAAAUCAAGAAUGGGAUGUCAGCAGUUGUAAGGAUUUGGGCAACAUUCUGCAGUCUUUGCAAUAGCUCACCUCUAAUCCUAUUUUAAACCUAAACAUGUUCCUGCUGACCACUGCUGAAGGUUUGUAAUUAAGAACAAAGGACUGAACUACUGCCCUGAAUUCCUUUAUGUGGUUGAAAUCUAGAUUAUGAAAGUAGCAGGUGCUAAGUAUCAGUGCUAAAUGCUGUGUAUAUCACUACAUAAAAUAAGACCAUCAAAAAGAUUAGCAUUGGACAUCUUAAUAAAUUAAGUUGAUAUGAGGUUAAUGUGUUGAUAAAACUAAUUUUAGACAUCUGAAGACCUUUAAAACAUUUCAUACAAUUAUUGUUUUGCAAAGACUGAAAACUGGGGACUCAAGUACUGUAACUGAUUAAAGAUGUGCCAUGCAUUAUUGGAUUAUCACACUUACAAAUCUGUUUGCCUUGUGAGUAAGUUUUGGGGAGCAUUCCAAAGCAGUAUUUUUGUUCGGAUUUAGACUUUACUUUUUUUUUUCCUUUCUUUUUUUUUUUCCUUUUUUCUUUUUCCCAAAUAUAUUACUCUUUCUAAAUACCAUUUUCCUUAACGGUGAAAUUACUAACAUUUAACUAUAUUCUGUGGGUUUUGCUGAUUUGGUAUAAAGUUUAAUAGACUCUUAUUUAUAUUUUUUAAAAAGCUAGAUAUCAGUCUGUUAGGCAACGUUAAUGAUAAUAUCCAGUCAUAAUUGAACAGUUAUAAUUAUACAGAAUAAACACAUGUUGCCUUAAAGGGUUAUCUAGUAUCUUCCAUUUUGUUUAGCAUUGAAGCAAAUAAGCAAGGAAAAUUGAAUCAGUAACUCUGGUCAGUCAUUUGGGAGUGCAUGAGAGAUCACUUAGUCCUCUUUUUUCCUUUUUACUCCAAUGGUUCCCAAAAUCAGUAUGCACAUCACUGGGAUGAUAUGAUUUUUUUCUAGGUGUGCCGCCCUUUCUAGUUUGUUCUGAGAAACACAGGCAGUUGAUGUAUGUUUAUAUUUUAAGACAGCUGUCAUGGGGAGACCGCAGCCUUAGUAUGAUAUCUUGCACAAUUUGUGAAGCAUUUAUUCUACUGAAGGCACAGUCUUGUUUAUAUUUUCUGCACAUUUUGGUGUAUUGGUUGUUUUAAAUUAUUUAAGUUUUAACUUGUGAAAGCAUAUAAUAUGAUUUCUUAGUAUUUUAGAAAUACAUUAGAGUCUGUGAGUCUUUCCUUCUUUAAGAUACAGAUGUGUGGAUUUCAAUAUAAAGUUGCAUUUGCCAAAAUUUACCUGUGUAGCUUGUUAAUUUUCUUGGAAUAAAAUUUUACAUUUUUCCAGUUAUACAAUUAACCUUUUUUAUUUUGUCUAGUGAGCUAGCAUGAAGUACUGAGAAUGUAGCCAUUAUGAAUUAUUAUCCUUUGCAGUCACUGUAUUCCCAAACUGUAAAUGCAUGAAUGAUGGGGACCACAGGAUUGAUAAAUGAUAUUAUCUACAGUAGCACUAUUGUGUAGUUUAUCAUAAUUACCCAUCUAUCUGUUCUAAUAUGUCAGUUAUAUUUAAAGUUACAACACAGUAUUUGACAUUAACUUCACGGUUUAAUUUUGGAAAAUGUGUAUAUUUGAAGCACAACAUCAUGAGUCAGUCGAUCGUAAAGAACAUUGAUUUUUUUCUUAAUUUUUUUGGAGAGACAAGACUAGAGGUCUUAAUUCAGUAUUGGUGUAUCUUGUUCUUUGUUGUAGUUUUAUGACCAGCAAGUUAAUAUAUACAUACACGAGCAGCAGUCAAUAAUGGAAAUGCUUAAAUUUGUAUGAUAACAUUAUACAACAUAUGCAACAAUUCAGAGAGUUGUGUCUAUAUGUGAUCAGACAACUUGAUCAAAGAUUUAGUGAGCAAUCUGUUUGACCUCACUUACACUUUUAUACUGAGGUUGAUUGGUUGAGAGGCAUGGCUUAAUAUACUGUGUUGAAACAGAAAACUUGCUGAAAUACCGAGUCCUCAUCAGUACAAGGAUGUUUCAGAACGUAAUUUGAAACGGGACCAAUAAACUUCCACCAAAAGGACUUUUUUUACUACACCGGAAAAGGCUUGGAAAUUAAGGUAGUUAAGCAAUUGUCAAAGAUAGCAGGAGUGCAUAAAAACCGAAUCGUACGUUGAGAAAAAUUCUGAAAGUUAUCCCACUUAAGUUUAUUAAAAGGUUGAUUGGCAAUAACUUCAGUCUAAUUUCUAUAAAAUAGUAACCUUUACAAGGAACAUUGAUAUUACAUAUUGUAAUAAAGAAGUACAUAUAAAUAAAGUUGUAAAUAGUGUUAUAGUUGUAGAAGUAGUCGGUUCUGAGGAUUAGCCAGAAAAUUUUCAACUAUGAAAUUUCACAAGCUGCAAAUUUGGGGCCUGGCCUAGCUCCUAAUAAAGUCAGUUGGCGUUUUCCCGUUCACUUCAUUUGGAGCAGAAGCAGGCCCUCACGUUUCUAUAGUACUAUGCUUCUGAAAUACUAAGAAGGCUGUAUUUACUAUGCAGUGGGAAAAGGAAAAAACAAUUUAAAAUUAUUUCCCUGGAAGUUUUGCAAGCAGUAACUGAUGUAAAUUAAAAUAAUAAACAGUAAACAAGUCUGAAAGCAAAUAUUUUGCUAAAUGUUUUUCUUUUGAUAUGAACAUAAUUCCUUUGACUAACUGAAAAAUACACGAGUGUAUUGCUACCUGACAGGGGAAGACUUUCUCUUUCUUAAGUGAAUUUUUAUACUUGUUCCAUUAAGAAGUCUUGUGACAGAUGUAAUUCCUUUUAUUCUCUCCAGUGUUAAAAGAACAAGGGGAUGUGCAGUGAAGUUAAAAGCCAACAUGUGAAGUAACAUGCCAUGCAAAGUUAUUACUCAGUGGAACUCACUGGCGCAGGAUGUCCGGUACCUUAGAGAGGUUCAUUACAUGUAGACAUGAAGUAAAGCAGUGCUUGCAGGUUCUGCCACGGGUGCCAUUUGAUCCUAGUCAGCACAUCAAACCUCAUGUAUUGGGGGAUGAAUUCCAAAGAGCAAGAAGGUUCCUUCCAGCUCAGUACACGGUUGUGUCACAGAAUGAAAAGCUCUCUGCUCUCAUUUUAGUACAGGAGUGAAAUUGGUGUCAAAGCUUAUGCAGGGCUGGUGGGUUACUCUUCUGUUUCAGAAUAGCAAAGAAUAUCACAGUGUUUUAUGUCUGCGUUGAUCUUUGAUUCUCAUGGGUUAUGUGAUGCUAGUUGUAAUUUUCCUGGGUAAGAAAAAAAAAGAGUAAUAACAGGUGCCCUCGAGAAAAGACUGUCUGCCCCUCUUGCUUUCUUGCCCUCUAUUUGUGCCACUGGCCCUUUGGCAACCUCUCCAUCAGUUCUUCUUCAAUGUGAAAUAUUUCAUAUAUUGAGUCCUGUAUUUCUUCUACUCCAGUGCUCCUUAAGAAGUAUCUCAGCCAUCCCCACUCCACAGCAGAUAAGAGGAGCCCACUUUCCUCGAUAGUAGUUUCUUACAGCAGCUUCCCAAGGUUUGUCAGUGUCUGGGUUCCCUCCUAAAGACAGAGAGAGGCCACUGGUUCCUUCCAGUUGCCCUCCUGGGGCCAUUAUGGCAUGAUGCUUGGCUAGCACACUGCCUAUCUUGCCUUUUGGCUUUGGUCAUGAAGUAGUCACUGUCUAUGUUAUGCAGAGAAAAAUGCAUACUGGCGAGAGGGCAGCAGGAAGCAAUUUCCCCUCUCCCAACUCCUUCAUAAAGAAACCACAGUUAUUGUUGCAUUGAUCCUCUAAAUGAAUAAAAUGGACAGUUAGCAAAUUAAUGCAAGGUUUUUGGUAUAGCCCUAAAAUAUUAUUACACAAUGGUUUUCAGGCAGUCUCCAGGCCUUGAGGGCAGAGCAGCCUGCUGUAUCCGUCUCCUUUUAAGUGCAUUGAGUUUGCUCACUUGUAUUGUCUGUGCUUUGCCUUCCAAGCAUGAGAACAUUCUACUUAUAUUAAUCCGAGCCCAGUAUUGCAGCAGGCUGCUAUUAUUCAUGGGUUUAAUAAAUAAAGUCAAAGGGAAGUCUGGUGGUUUUUGAGGUGAAUUAAAGACGUACUUUGACUAAUACUUGUUUUUUUAGCAAAUGUUGAAUAAAACUACGGGUUGCCAGGCUCUUCCGUAGUUACACAGUCAGCUGUCAAUUAUUGAAAACAGAAAUGGUGUAGACUAACUUGCAUAAAACAUAGGUAAUACAAAGCAUAUGCACGCUAGCCUCUAAGGACUUCCUGUGUUUAUUACAUUUCUUGAGGAAUGAAGUUAAGCUGAACUAAAAAGCUGCAGGAGAAAUUCAAAGGAAAAUGGUGGGUGUUUUUCCUUUUAUUUCUGCUUUGUUUUAGCAUAGCCCUGCUAAUCUGCAACCUGGGUUACACACCCACAGACAACCAGGAGUUGACUGUACAGUUCUGCAUACCACAUAGACAACUUCCCUCCAGUUUAUACUCAUUGAGAGCUAUGGAAGUGCACGCUACUAAUCUGAUAGACUUUUCAGAGAAAAGAGGAGUCUCAUCCUGAGAUACAGUAUUCUUCAAAACUCAAAUUCAGUGUAUGCCCUCUGCUUUUGUUUACUGAAGUGAUUUUGAGUGUGAAGAAAUCAGUGAUCUAAAUCAGUAAUGAUCAUAAGCGUUCUCUGGCUGUGUCCAUUAACAGCAGGAUGAGAUGACAUUUUGCGAUGCAUAUGCCAGCAACAAAUCAAAGAGUUUGAUAUUACACACCAUGACUUUCCUUGAGUGGCCUGAAAAUAGCUCAUGCUUAUAUUUAGAAAAGAUACGAUGAAGCUGUCCAUUUAAAUGGAUAAAGUCUGUAACUAGCCGGUAUCAGAAAACAAAGCAAAACAAAAAGUGAAUUUUAAAGAUUGCUCAUUAUAAAUAGCAAAGAGUUUUUGUGGUGUUUUUUUUUGUUUAUCUGAACUGUGUAAUUACAUAAGUAUAUGAUGAUCAAAGGAGUGCCACAGUAAAUAAGUCAGAGUUUUAAUAGUCUAAAGAGGAAAUAAGUAACAACAAGCCAUUUGAAGUAAAAUAAAUGUAGCUGACCAUGUGUUUCAUAAUACUUAGGAAACAAAGCAAUAAUUGAGAUUUUCACUACAUAGUGAUUUUGCGUACCCAAUGCAUUUAAAAAAAAAAGUCAUUAGACAGUGAGGUGACUGAUACAGUCCAGUGAGACUUACUCUUCACAUCACAGCUUUUGUACUAUGCACUACAUUUAAUGAGCAUGAGAUUUGAAAACAGAAUUUGUCUGAUAUAAUCGUCAACAAACUGCAUUAGCUACAAUAAAACUUCUCCAAAUAUUAGGUAAAUUACUGUCUCCAGAGAUUAUUCAAAAUUAUCCCUGUGCUAAUUUAGGAAAAGUCUACUUCACCUUUGUAAAAGAGCCAUCUAGUUAAAGAUGUUUUUUCCAUCCUUUCAUGUGUUAGUCAAGACAGCUUCUUCUGUAAUGUGGAAUUAAAAAUACCAAGUUUGAAAGGAUACAUCUGAUUUCCAACUAUUAUGCCACCUAUCCAUGGUAUUGUUGUCAUGUUUUAAGUAAACCCACAAGGUCUAUGGUUGAAGAAUGUAAACAGUCACUUAGAAAACAAACAAACAAAGCAAAACUCAAUGACAUGCUUCCAGUUCAUUCUCUCUCCUAUUUGCAUGGAAUGCUAAAAUUUCAACUUUAAGAAUUUGAAGGCAAACUCUGAAAACAAGCAUGUUGAAGGGGAGAGAAGGCAAGCCAGAAAUACAUUUGUUGAGGUUAUCCUCACAAAGAAGAAGGUUAUCAUGUGUGUAUUGCAUUUUCUGCAUGGUUUUAGUCUAUCAGCUUGCCCAAGCUUUGCCAAUGCAUUUAAGCAGCAUAGGUUGAAUUCUCAUGCUACCAUCAACUACAGCAUUUCCAGACCCCUUUUAUUUUCAUUCUAUAACUGUAAUGCUCAGGCAUGUUAUCAUUCUUAUGCAAACUGAAGAAAUUGCUAAAAAUAGAGUUUUGCACUACAAUAAUUUUGGAGGAUCAGCUUCUUGAGACAGUCUAAGAGCAGGGUACCUAUUUCUGAUGACUCCUUUAGGCAGCAGCCUGGAGGAUACAACAAAGUUUUAACCCCUGUUCACGAGCUAGCUAAAGUCCUGCUGUCCCUCAGUGAAACCACCUCCCAUGGAACCGGCCCACCUCCAGCCUGUGACCCACUUCCAUGCUGAGAUUAAGUAGGACUUCAUUUGUGCAUACCCUGAGUGUUAAUGGGUGAAACUGAGCAGGGAGCAGAAAUGCCUAGACAAUAUUCAUAGGCUGCAGAUAGAUGAUGCAUUUGUUUUCUCAAAACAGAAGUAACAGAAGAAGGAGAGGCCCAGAGGUAAACAUUUUUGUGAGCUGGUUGGUAUUUCAUGCCCUGUUGCCCCCUCAGCAGUGGCUGAGAUCUUCUGGUUUACUCUUGAUUUUUUAUUUUCUAUUUUUUGGAAAAUAUAUUCUAUCUCUGCCACUCUACUAUAUCCCACCCCUUACAAGUUGAUUUUAUGCUUAAUCAAGUUUGUAUAGUCUUUACAAUACAUAUUUAGUAGUAAAACAUUCGUAGCUUUGCACUGAUUAUGGAGAUAUAUAUCAGUGUAAGUGCUUGCCCAUUUCCAUAAGCAAUUCCUGUGUUACAGGCACACAAAUCCUAUUUUUGAAAUUAAGGCACUCUACAAUUAUGCGUUUCCUGAAUUCUCUGUUAAGGCCCUUAAGCUUUGGAAAUUUCUCCUAUUUGAUCCAAAACACUCAAUGCAGAUUAUUAUGGCACACCGCAGGGAACAUUCGAUCUCUCUGACUGCAGGACUGUUUGGACAUCAUGAAGACUGGAAAUGUAUAUUUAGCUCCUGUGUAAUAAUUUAUGGUAAUGACUGAGCAAUAGAAGCGAUAGUGAUGGGGCUCCUAAAAUAACAUAUUUGGGUAAUUGCAACUUUUAAUCGUAAGACAUCCAGAACAAAGGAGAAAUGCUCCUUUUGUAAGAUGAUUAUGUAAAUGAAAAUUAAAUACACAAUUAAAUGCAGUUCCAUAGGAUUUUGAUUAACAUAUUCUGUCAAAGCUACAGCAAGAUGGACAUAAAAAAAAAAGAAGAAAAAAAGAAAGAAAAUAGAGUACCAUUUGACAUGUAAUCCUUGUAACUUUGGCUAUAUUCUUGCAAUCCCUACUCAAGGAAGAAAUUCCCUCUCUUUUGUGGAAACUUGUCUCAAUAAAGUCUGUAAGAUCUUGAUAAUUUAUGUAAGCGUUCAUGUUCUUUACUUGACUAGUUCUCAGCGAGAGCAUGGUACAGCAGGUCUUGAACCAUAAUCUGUGUUGUACUCUAUGUGCAAAGCUAAUCUUUUGAUUGCUUUCAAGAGGAAAUGUGUAUGUGUAUUUAUGGGCUUUUCUCAGGCUCUUUGAUGGAUUGUGGUGUAGUUGCUUCCAAGCAGUGGGGUUUGAGCCCAUGGGGAAGGCACGGAGCAUCACACUAGAGCAUGACAAGUGAGUAUAGAAACAGGUGCAAGGAAGGUGAGGGACCUGUGCUAAUAGGAGUAGAUAAUGCUUUUGGACUUUUUUUUUUGUAAGUUCCUGUGUGUUGGUACGGGUAUCUGCAGCAAGGUGGAGUGGAAUGCUGCUGCCCCCACCUCUUUCCAUAGGAGCAGACUGGAAGUAGUACACAUUAUAGGUUGGUUCCUGCCCCAGGCAGCUGGUGUGGUCGUUUUGGUCACUAAACCCAGCAGCAUAGGGAUUUAGCCCAGGUGGAUUAUUUGGUCGCAGUCCAUGCUGUUCGAAUGUGUGAAGCUUGUUUUUCUUUCAGUGUUUGCUGUGAGUAGUUUCUGGUUUUCAUAGGUAAAAAAAGAGGAGUGUGUAAAGAGAAUGAAUGGGCAGAUCAAAUCCUUUUCAGUACAACCUUUGUGUGAGGAAUUUCAAAAGGAUGGAGAUAGAUGUGGAAGUCCCUCAUGGUUUUACCACAGCUCUGAGACAGUCUUGUAUUUCAGCUUAGUUAGCAUAUAUGCACACAAGGGACUGAAGUGAUCGGUCCCCAUCAGCAUUCAGUCUCUUCCCAAUGUAAAUCUCCAAAAAGACAGAACACCAUUUGUGGACACUCUUUUAUACAGAUGACCUUCCUCUAAGAGGCAUGUUGUCGCAAAAGAUGAGAUUUAUUGUAUUCUUUUGUAUUGGAGAAAAUUCAAUAUUGUAUCUUUUGGAAUAAAAUUUCAUGUUAUAUUUGCUUAUUAGCAUACCAACUAAAGGCAGUGUUACAAAAAGAGUCCAUUGCCCUCUUUGAACUAGGUGAACCAUAAGUCUAACUGGUAAACAGUAUCAGCAGGGAUAUCCUCGUCCUUUGGCAUCAGAUAAAUGCUGAUAUGUUAGCAGUCAUUGCAAUAUUUUACUGUAAAACCCCUGAACAGGUUAAUUUCCCACUUUGACAUUUUCCUUACACAAACAUCUUCAUCCCCUUUCAUACAGAAUGGGCUUGGUAAAUAUGGAUGCUUUGGGUGGUAUUGACAUCUCAGCCAUGCCAUCUAAGGACAAGUGCUAAAUAAUUUAUUAAUUGAAAGUUCAGAAGAGGCUGUGUAAAGCAACAAAACAAGCUAUGUUUUCUUAAGUUGUGUUUGUGAUCCAUUAAACAUUGGCUUUGGUACCUGGGUAUUGACAGACCUAGCAUACAAACCUGAUGCAAAAUUAGAAAUCAAGCUGUCAAGAUAAUUCCUAGUCAUUGAGUAUAACUAUGAAAUGCUAUUGUUAGGUGUAUUCUAAUGGACUGAUUCUUUGCAAAUAUUCACAAAGUCCGUAUGAUAAGACACGGAUAGAAAAGCCUUGGCCAUAUUGAACUUAGUAAUAAAAUGCCUGUUGCUUUCAGUGAAGUCUGAAUGCUGUGCAUAAACCUUAAUUUCCAAAGAUGACAGAUUCACUUGUGCAUGCCCAGCAUGUCUAAGAAUGGAAUUUUUAAGGCCUUGACCGUAUUCUUAAGCAUUUUGGUUCUCUUUUCUUCAUGACAAGGUUUUGUAUGAUGCUUGCUGCAAUGAAAUCUGAACUCCCUUUGUAAUUUGUGUUUAUAUAACCAUGUUGCUUAAUAGCCUCAUUACGGACAAGUACCUCUUUGUAUUAGGUUCUGUGAAAAAGCAGCCUCUGUCUAAAAGCUUACAAUUAAAAGAUAACAGAAGAUGGGUACAGACGAGUGGGCUUCCAAGGAAAUUAUGAGACAGUGUUUGUUGGUAAGCAUGAUGGGAGAAGAGAUCCCACAAUACUCCAUCUUUUUUUUUAUCUUUUUUUUUUCCUUUAUUUUUUAUUUUUUUAAGGAAGAGAGGGAGAGAGAUGAUGGAAAAGGGAAGUUUUCAAAGGAUUGAAAAAUAACAAGGGGAUGGGUUCUCAGCAGAGAAAAGCAGCUUGGGAGAAAGUACAAAGGCUGUUUCCUGAAAAUGUAAUUGUCGGUGAUAAUUGUCAGUGAUAGCCUGUCAACAUGAGCAGAUCAGAACCUCUCGAUAAAGAAAGAAAGAUGAUAGGCCAAGAAGAGCAGAAAGAAGUGGCAGUGAAGCUGAAUGAGGGACAGAAAAUAACUGCUGAUCCACAGCAUUAGGUAGGAAGAGGUCAUUAGAGGUCGUGUUGAAAGUAAGGCUCAAUGAAAACAGCUGGGGAAAGCCAAGGAGAUUGACACCAGGUACUGACUGCAGCCAAGGAGCUUAAAAAGCAGAGGUAGAAUAAGAUAGCAGGGUAGUUGCCAAAGUAAGUGGAAUAUGGAAGUCCAGCUUUUUUUGUUUGCUUGCUUGUUUUUCUUUGCAAAUUAAGGAAGAGGCUACAUUACCCCUGAGUUGUUACAGGAGGAGUCAGAGGACAGCAAGAAGCUGAUGAAGCCAGCAAGAGUGACUGAAGGACAGGUCUGGAUAUUCAAAGGAGGGAUGGGAGGUGAGGCUAUCUGAAAGAAAGGCUGGAAGAAUGACCAGAUUUGGUUGAUUGUCCAUGAAUCAAAGAAAGUAGAUGUGCAUUUGAGGUCACAGGAGGAGAAGCACUCAGGCAAAAAUGGAAAGGCUGAGGAGAAAGGGGGGUGGCAUUAGCUAGGGAGUGGGAGGGUGAAAGAAGUGAAGAGCCAGGAAUGAGGGUCACCUAGACAGGAGCAGGUUGCUGUAGUCUCUUCGAGGUUCCCCUUACCAAUGACUUUGUGCUAACCCAUGGCAAAUAAAGCAAUGCCAAGGGUUUCCAACAUCAGUGAUGUCUAGGCAGCAGUGGUGCUAGUGCUUGUGUAACUGCUGUGGUCCCAGUGUGGCAGCAGUGGUCCCAGUGUCUUGUAGCCACUAUUAUAUCCAAGUUCAGCAGGAGCUUGAAGAAAAGCAGAAUAAUAUCCAUCAUUUUCCAUUCAUUCCUUUUUAACAUUGUAACAGGAUUUUCUGUUCUACUUCCAUGUUCCUUUUCUUUCUCUUUUUGUAAUGUUACUCUACUAAGAAAAACUACAUGUUCUUCAUAAGUGACACUCUGUAUUUAGAGUAUGUUGGGCCAGCAAUUUUGAUAACUUUCAGACUGAAUGAUAGCUUUUCUGAACAGUGAAAGUGCAGCUCCUGUGCAAUUUGAGAGCACUGCAGUGUUUUAUUAUCAUUAUCUCCCAUAAUGGUGGUAUCUUGGUCUGGUGAAGUGACCAUUAGGAUGAAAGCCAGUAACUUCCAGGUUCUCAUUGCAGCUUUGCUGCUAACAUCAUUGCAUGGGUGACCUUGGAUGAUUUAUACAGGCCAACUUUCCAGUUAUCCCCAGUUAAUUUUAAGCAUUCCAAGGACAAUUGGGGCUCCUAGUGUAAGACACUAGGUGACCAAUUUCCAAGGCAAUGCAGCACUAAUAAGUACAGAUUAUGUUAGUGUGCUAGGUGUGUAGGUGGUAAAACUGAUGAAAAAUGUUUUGUUUAGCACGUUGUGCCAAGUCUUGGCCUCCUGCAGGAAAUUUCAACAUCUUUUCAGAUUUUUCCUUCUUGAGAAACUCAAAAUAUUAUGUGAAAAAAAAAAGCUGUUUUCUAACCUCUUCUUAAUGAUUAGGCCAAGCAGUGUUUCAGGAUACAAAAGUUAGAUAGCCAGAUUAUUGGUCAGCUUGAAAAUGUAUUUGUUGUUGUUGUUGUUUUUGUUUCUUUUUUCCCCAAGCAUUUUUUCUGCAUAAUGUGCCAGUUGAACAAAAUGGCUAAUAAUAUAACUUACUUGAAGGAUGAGAGAAUUAAUGAGCUAAUGUUUCCAGAUUUCUGAAACUCAUUACAAAUCAGGAUUUACCCCCUGUAAUUGACAAGGCCAUGAUAAGAAGCCCAUAGCUACCCUAGGCAAGGAAAUAGUUGUUAAAGCCUUUUCAGCUAAAAGUUGACGAGACAGUGUGGUGGUCAGCUUUCAUUGCUGACGGUAGACUGCAGCCCAAAAGUUUGGAGACAACUGUGACAGAUGAUUUGGGAUGUUCAGAUAACCUCAUCUUGCCAAGAGAUAUGUUCAUUAAGUUGUCAAAGAACUGAAAUGUAUGCAUUGCCCAUCCAUCUGGCAUAUAAUUUAAAUACAGCUGAAUUCCUGACCUCAGAUAUGAUAUAAGCAUUUCUGAGUAGACGUGACUGAUAAAUUUGCAUAAACAGAGGCUCUUAGAAUAAAAAUACAUUUUAAAAGGAGAGUUAAAAAAAAAAAACACUUCGGAGAUCUAGACUCAUGACAACAUUGAUAGAUGGUAACAUACUCAAAUAAAAAAAAAUAUUUUACUGAGUACUAAAUAAUAUUUUUAAAUGUUUGCACAGGAUUUUUAGUACAAUUAAUAAAGUCUCUCUGUAGCCUGAAGAAAGGUGUCAGCAGUUGAAGUGCCUGAAACUGAGAUACCGAAUUCAUCACAAUGAGUUUUCUGAGGGCUGAAUAGAUAAUCUGCAUGAUUUUAAAUAUUAAAAGCCUUUGUCAGGGUAGAUAUGCCUGCAAAAAUGCAAGCUGGCAGUUACACAUGAUGAAGGUACAGUUGUCUGGGCAAUUCCGUAUCUGUGUUACCAAAAAUAUUAUAAAUAAAAACAAAUAUUGUUACCUGAUUUCAUUUUUUUUUUUAUUUACUUUUGCCAGGCAGCAGUACCGUCAUCAGUUCAGUGGAUUUCAGCGACACCUAACAUCUUAAUAUUUGAAACCCAGUCACACUGAUCUGAUGCUAGAUCCCAAACCUGCAAAGCCCAGGUUGUGUGUGCUGACCCUACAGGAACAGUAGUGCUGUGGAUGCUGCCUGUGUCCCCUGGGAGGCUGUGCAAGCAGCCUAGGCCCCCUCGGCUGUCCGUGGAGCUUCAGCAGACAGGCUGAUGGUUUGACUGAUAGGCUUGGAGAGAGGUUCUCUGAAUGCUGCAGGCUUUCGAAGUAGGCACCUAAAGCAGAACCUGAGGUUUGAAGCUGUCAAUACCCCUUCAGUCUUUCUUCAGGUCUCUCUGCAGGAACACUGCCGCACUCUCAAGGCUGCAUCUAGCAGAAAGGGAAGAAUCAUCCCUCUCUAUCUGUGCAGAAGGGCUGGUGCAUGGAUUUAAACUUCUACACAAGCAGAUGGCAAUAUUUUCUUUUCCCCUCCCUUUUCUCGGCACGGAGCUCAUCACUCUCUUCAAGUCACGAAUCUGGAGAUAUGUUUAUCAAGAGAGCUAAUAGCAAACCCUCCCUCUGCUGUACAAGCAGUUUAAAGAGUGAUGUAUUUCUCACACGCUCAUGAGCAUGCUGAAAGCCUCCUUUGCUCAUGGGCACUUCUGAGCAGCCCCUCAGUAGCUGCUUCUGCCAGUGAGGCUCUCGCAGGCACCCAUGUCACAGCGUGGGAGGAAAUGGCCCUACCUUCUAGCAGAUCAUCAAAAUCCACAUGGAUUUUAGUAGUUCCACAAGGCAGAAACUUCUGCCAGCACUCAGGUGAAGAAAAUGCAGACUUGUAGAUACCAGAGGUACAGGUGUUAGGUAUUUCUGUUCUGGCCAUGGGCCUUUCACCACUUCUUCUGCACAAGUACCACCCCACCCUCUGCCCAUUUUUUCCUUUCUCCUCCUACAGUUUCUCCAUGCAUGGAACAUUAUGUUCUUGGAGGGCAACAACAGCAGAACUCAUAUGUCCCUGUUCAACAAAAAUUAAGUGAAUGUAAAUCCAUGUCUUGAGCAGUUUGGUGCCCCUGUGCUUGCUUCCAGGUGUCUUGUGGGAGGGCAGAGCUCAUUCCCAGGGGACAAUUUGCUGGCUUUCCCUGCAAAGACUCCUUAAAUCUGUAAGCAUUUACAGGAUCUGGUCUUCAAUCCUUCUUUGUCUUUCAGUGUUAGGCAGGCUCAAGAGCAAGCUGAGGCACAACAGUGCUCCAUGACCCUUGUUCCGUUCACUGCAGGUCCUCCAGCUCGCAGUGACCACCCCACAGCACCUCCUACACAAACAGCCAGGUGUUCUGGGGUCCCCCUGGUGGCUUCAGGCUGUGCUGUGGGGAUUUCAGUGGUAUGAGGGGGUGAGCAAGUGCUUCUGUCCUCGGGAACUGAGGUGGGAUGAGCACCCCAGCCAGUGAGGAUGCACAGCUUUGUUGUCUUUGCUCAGGCCUCUAAGCCAAGCAGCACACCGUGCAGCAGGAGCUCUCUGAGGGACUCGGGGUGCCGUGGGCACUGCAAGGUGGGCAAAGGGUGGAACUGCCGCAGAAGAAAGAAAUGGAAAGCGGUUUCCAGUGUGGAUACACAGGUAUCAGAAAUUUUACUGAAAGCAGGGAGGGUCCCUGGGAGCAGCACGGAUGCUCAGAGAGGUGAUGUGGAGAGGCUGCAGUAGUCAUUGGGGUUUUGGGGAAAGGAGCGUGGGCAGGCAGGCACAUUGGGUUCAGUGGGAGACUGCUGCAAUGUAACCUUUCAUUAGUAGGCAUCCUUUAAAUUAGGUCAGUUUAGACACAGUCAAGGUGUCUUUGGUUUACAGAGGAAUUUGAAAAUUACUUAAAAAUAAGAUAAAUGCAGCCAGAAAGCUCUUAAGGAGUAUGGGAAUCAGUGACAAUUGGACCCAGUGAUCCCGUCUCUUCCAGGCCAGCUAUCAAUGCUGGUGCAUACCCCAAGGGCAGGACAAGGCAGAAGGAGAGUAUGGGAAGCCAUAGUUGUAGGAGAUGUGUGAUUUAGUGCUUUCCCUGCAGCCUCUCUGUGAAAUGCUUCUCCUUCACAGAACUCCCAGGGGAGGAUGGGAACAGCGUUGUCUCGCACCCUCAUUGGGAUGAUUUCUCUCUUCCCUUUCCCCCAUGUGACACAAGCAGGGAAAUUAAUAUUCCAAACCAUUAAGCCUGUUUGGUGAAGCUAGCACGUUGUUAUUUAAGAUGACUGUGAUUUUUUAAUUGUAUUUUUUUAAUUGACUCCAUCUAACUCAGCAUUUGAAAAACCUUGAAGAUCAUAUUAUGUGCACAAGCACAAUUAAUUUGUUUGUUGCAAGGACCCCAGUCAUAAAAUGUGUAAAUCCAAGGCCAUCGUGGAAUUAAGACUUAAGGUCAUUUAAGCAAUUCUGCGUGUGAAUAAAUAACAUUCAGCCUCCUGAUGCCCAAAAAGUAUCCAGGCAAAGCCCACAGAACCGAGGCUUUCAGCACAACACUGCCCUCUGGAGCAUUCUGAAUCACUCUCAUCACAAGCCAAACAAAGGACAUAAAGGAGAAAAAUAGAAAAAGGCCUUGGUCUCCAAUGUAAAAAUGAAUAGCACAGUGCAAUGAGUAAUGAAAGCAGCUAUACUGCAAAAGCAAUGGAAAUAUAAAGACAUUCAUCCCCGUCACAAAUACCAACAAACAUUUUUCAACAGUGAAUGGAAGGCAGAAAGAAAUUGAGAAUUUAGAACAGACCUGGAGAGAAUGGCACAUAAUAACAAAAAUGCUUUUUAAUUUUGCUCAGAGGUCUUGGCAGAAUUCUAACAAAGAAAAAUCAACAAGCUAUUGGGAAGGAAAAAAAUAAUUUGCUCUCUCAAAAAUCUAUUUUAGAUGCAGAUCUUUUACUGCUAGGCAUCCUUUCACAUUUUGGUAGUGUUUGUGUCAAUGCAAAGAUGAUAUGUUACCUUGUGCUGUCAAGAGCUUACCAAAAUAAACCUCAUCAACAAGGCAUUAAAUAAUAAUAUCACCUUUCCCUGAAGUUUUGAUAUUCUCUGUGAUGUACUUAUGCAUAUUUUUAAAAGAACAUAAAUUAUUGAUUCCCUCCUUCCAUCAAACCUGUCUAACCAGUGAAGUGUAUAUAGAAUGCAGUCCUGUACUGAGCUCUGUUAAAGAACAAUCUACAACACGUAAUUGAAAGCUUGGGCUUGAUAGAAGUGAAUUUCUUGAAUUUAUUAAAGGCCUAAUCUUGCAAACACAACCUAUAACCAGCAACAGCUUAUCGUUGCUGAUCCUUCUGAUAGCAGAUAUUAUUGUCAGUAAUACAUGUGUACAGAAUUGGAUUCAAGGAUGUAAGAACCACAUUGCAACACCAGCUUCCCAACACAGUAUGUUUCAGCUAAACAGAAUCAUGGAAAAGCUGAGGUUGGAAAAGACGUGGAGAUCAUCUAGUCUAAACACCAGCUCAGCAGAGGGUCAGGUAGAACAGGUUGUUCAUGGCCACAUCCAGUCAGCUUCUGAGUGCUUGCAAGGCUGGACAGUCCACAACCUGUUAGGGCAAUUUGCUCGAGUAAACACUCGCAAUAAAGAUUUUUUUUCUCUCAUUUUUAACAGGUAUUUUCUGUUUUCUGAUUUGUGCCUGUUUUCUCUCGUCCUGCCACUGAAGAUGGGAGGACCUGUCUUCUUUAAUUCCCCAGCCGGGCAUUUAUUCACGCCAAUAAGGACCCUCCUUAAGCAGUCCCAGCUCAUCAGUUUCUGCUCUCAGCCUCUUCCCAUAUGUCAGGUGGACAAAGCCCUUAAUUUUCUUUGUGGUCCUUUUCUGGACUCACUGCAGUGUGGCUUUGUCUCUGUUGUACCGAGUGGUCCAGCACUGGACCCAGCACUCCAGAUGGAUCUUGUUGGCACUGAGCAGAGGGUAGGGAUGCCAGCGCUUGACCUGGUGACCAGAUGCUGUAGGCUUUUUUUGCCAGAGGGACACAUUGCUGGCCUGUGUUCAAUCUGGGGUCCACCAGGACACCAAGCGCCUUUUCCACGAAGCUGCUUUACAGCCAGCCCUCAGCCUGUGCCGAUGCAUGGGGCUAUUCCUCCCGAGAGGAAUUCGUAGUGCAAUUCAACAUCAUCAGGAUAGUAGCUGCCAAUGAAAAGAGCUGAAAUAAUGACUUGGGAGUAAAUGACUUGUGUUGUUGUAGUUGAAAGAAAGGUUAUUUGAAUACCAGUAGACUAAGGGGAAUGGAUUGCAACAAACAGAAAUGGCAAGAAAAGGGAAACAGCCAUCCCCUGGUGAGUGAACGUCUGAUCAUAGAAACAGAGCUCCUGGAUGAUUCACUCAGGGCUUGAUCUAGUAGCUGUUUAAGCCAGAGAGAUUUUCCCCAAGGUUUUGGGGCACACUGAAUGAAACCCAAAUGUAUCAUGAAGAAAGGAAGAAGUUGCAUAACAAUCUUUUCUUUUUUUUCUAUCCUGCUAAUAACAAGCAGGCAGCAGAGUAAGCUUCUACAAACAAUGGGAAAUUCUGAAGGCAUCUCAUAAACUGAAUUUAGAAUACUAAAAUGUAAAAAUGUCAAGUACAGCUUUAGUUAGCCUCAGCGGUACCUCUGCAAUGCAAACAAUUAAUUAUGCACAUGAAUGUUUGCAGGACUGGUACAUAUAUGGGGAAGGAUAUUCAAAGUAAAUGAUAACACAAAUUCUAUUGUCCUCUCUGUUCCAUUCUAUUGUCCUCUCUGUUCCAUUCUUUUGGGAAUAAAAUCCAGUUUGGCACUACUGUAUUCAAAUACAUGUUUGAGUGUUUUAUAGAGUUGACCACUAUGCAAAAAGUGAAGAGAAAUGAUUAUAUAUUUUAUCCUAUGAGGCUAGUUAUGAAAUACUGAUGCUAACGUUGCAGUGUAUAAUAGAAAGUAACAGUUAUCAGACUUCAUCUGUAGUGCAAGUGUUUAACAGUUUAAUAACAUGUUUAAUUUCACUUCAGAUCCAAACAGAUAACAUGGGGUCAGCUUGGCUGAUUUGUGUAUCUGUGCAUGAAAGACUGGUUUUCCCUUUAAAACUGACUUUUCCAAAACAUGAGAUUGUAAAAUUUAUGAGGCAGAAGCUGGAAUUCAAGUAAGUUUUGCUCUUCACUGUAAAAACUUGGAAUAAAAAGUUUUCAGAAAACAUGUCCUGGUUGGAUGUGAGAUAGGAUUUUAAUUUAGGAUCAUGGAUUAGGGCCGCUCUUGGAAGAUAAUUUAUGAAGCAGAUUUGUCCAUUCAUACCUUCCUGAAAGUAGAAAUAGAUCACAGAAAUCUGAGAUGUUUGUUUUUCAUUUCAAUAUUUUAUUAGAAAAUCUAAAUUUCCUAUACAGCAUUCAAAAGUUUACUUAAUUCACUCUUUUGUAAGUAAUUAAUCUUAAAACACCAGAUGGGAAGAUGAAGAGCUCUUUGCCUCCCAUACUCCCUGUGCAAAGCCCUGUAUAUUCAGUGUACAGAUGCAAUGUAGAAGGGAUAAACUUAUUAUUUGUGAGUGUCCUUACAGAAAAAAUAAGUAAAUAAAUGACAAAGUAGAAAACAGUGAUCAGAAAUCACCACGGGACUUACUUUGUUUAUUUGCAUUGAUUAUACAAGUAUUUCUAUAUCAUCCAGACACAUUUUAGUGGAUGACAGCUUUUUUACUUGAGAUCUUUAGGAUCAUUUCUACUUUAAAUACUUUCAGAUAUAAAAUCUUUAAAGCAUUCAUUGAUAGCUUUGUAUAGUCAAAUUUGUCUUCUUAAGUCAGGCUUUCUAAGUGAUAGCAUUGUUAUCAUCAUCUAAUAUUUAAAGGAGCUGAAGGUCUUGUCCUCAAGGAUAUCAGUUUAACUCCAGCUCUGUGUAUGUAUUUAGCUAACUCAGAGGACAUGAUGUGGCUCAUAGUGAUUAAUAACUAUGGUCUUCAGAAGCUGGCAUCUUCACUGAGGUCUACAGUAUAUCUAAUUGAAUUGGCCCCACUGAAUUUAAUCUUGAGAUCCCCAACACACAUAAGAAUUAAGUACAAUUUUAAGUAUAGUUAUUAAAUUAUACUUUCAUUUGACUAGGAAAUAUGGGCAUGCAACACUUAAGUGACAUGAGAUGAAAGAUUAAUAAUAACUCCAUACAAAACAACUUACAACUUUUCUUUAUAAAUAGAAUGGCAAUGUUUAGAAAAGAUAGAACAAUUAUUUAAAUAUUUACAAAAUAUAGGCUAAGAGCGAGUCCUUAUUCAUUGUAAGUCCUUUGGUAUUAGUGAAAUCAAUAUACAGUUGGGGAUUCAGACUAUCAUCCAGGCAUACUGCCAGUAAACUGAAUGACUCUUUACCCUUGACUUCAAUAAUAUGAAGUAGAGAACAAAAAUGACUAUCGAGAUGCCUGUAAUUCAGACACUGGAAAGCCUGAAUAUAAGGCAGCUAUGUCAUACAUGUUGAUUCAGUGGAGUGGCAACAUACCCUUGGAGGUUAUAUCAAAGUAACGAGAAAGGGGCACCUACUCAGAGUGCAACCCAGAAGGUCUACAAACUAAACAAAGUAAAUAAAAGCUCACUAGUAAGAUACAAUGGGCACAGAAACCCUCUUCUGACCUUCAGCACCUGGAGGCUUUCCUGUCCAGUCAAGAUCCAGAACACAGAAUCCUCUCCUGAGGAUUUUAAAACAGGACUCUGGGAAUGAUUAGAGAUCUGAUAAUUCAAUCCCUCCUCAGGCUGAAGGAAUUCAAACCUUCAGUUGUUUCAUGCCACUGGACUACGAUAUAAUCUGUUGAAAUGGAAUCAUUGUUUGAUCAGUGCUGUGAGACUGAUGAAACCAAAAAGAAAGCAAACAUGGUAGAACUUGAUGUUAUAGCCCAGUGAAUAUACGUCUUUGCUCAGAGGUAUUGCCUUCCUGAUAAACAGACUCCUGUAUUGUUGCAUUGUUGCUGAUAAUCUUGGACCAGUGUCUGCAAAAAGCAUUUAUGCUUCUAAAGAUUUACUCAAGAUACAAACUGAUUUUCCUGGUAUCGAUAUCAGAGCAGAUAAAGAAACAGUUGGGGGAAAAAAAAAACAAACAAAAAAACCAACACACAAAAAUUGUCCUAAUAAUGGGAUUCAUGAUAGGAUUAAGGAAUGGUUAAUGAAUGAUUAGUGCCAAUCAAAAAAGUUUGAAUUAACCUAUAAAUAGAGAUUUCAAUAUUUCUGAUUAAAUUACAAAUGUUAAUUCUUAAAAGCAAUAUUGAUGAUAUAACGUACUUAGACUUCUGUGCAUCAUUUGACCUAGACCUGUACAACUUUCUGCUUCAGAAACAGGAUACAAAAAUAACUGAUUAAAGCCAUUGAAAACUAGGUAAAUGACAGAACUCAGCCUGAAACAGUAGAUGGGGAAUCUGCAUCAAAUAGGAUUUUUUUAAUGGGGGCUUUCAAGGAUUUGUUCUUGGCCUCAGAUGAUUUUGUUUUUUUUUUAUCAGUGACCUGGAAGAAAAAAAAAAAUCAUGACUGAGAAAGUUUACAGAAAUUGAGGAGGCAGUGAAUAAUGGGGCUGACAGAUCACUGAUACAAUUCAGAUUGUGCUUUUGACCAGGCACAAACAAACAGUAUGCAUCUUUCUCAUCUUUCUUCAGCUGAAGCUGUUCUUGAAGAACAGGAACUGCAUGCUAACCAGCAGUCAUUGCAAGGAUGACUUGAUGUCCUGGUAGAUAUCAGCCAAAUGUAGGCUCCUGGUGCACAAGUGUGGCUGAAGGAGCCAAAUGAAACCCUUCAGUGCACAAAUAAAACAGUGUGAACAGUAGUAAAGGGGCUGUGUCACUCCACAUUGGGUAUUGAUGUGACUGCCACCAGAUAACUGUGACCAGUUUCUGUCCUGGUGAAUGCUGAAAAGCUAAUCAAGAUUUAGGGAAGCCCACAGCAGCACUUAAAAGAAAGUCAUGAAAAGACUAUUUGGCUUGAAAGACUAAAAGAACUGUUUUAUUUGGGGCUACUGUUUAAUCCCAUCUGGGAAGGAAAAAUUCAUUUUGCUGACAGAUCAGCCUGAUACAGGCCAGCAGAAAGGCUGCUGAAAGAGUGACCCUACCACAAGUCGUUGGUGGCUUGGUGGCAUGUGUACAGGAAGGGUUAGGGACUGUGGUGCCUCAGUGCUGGGCCCUGUUGGAGUGAGUGGUUCUACACUUGUUCCUCUGGCAAAAGCUUUUAAGGACAGGCAGUCUAAAUUAAAGAAAGGAUCCCAUGACUCGGCUGCUGUCACUGCUCUGCAGUGCCAGGUGGACAAGAGAAAGAGAGAAGGUCAGGUUAGAUAAUCACCUUACAGUCUUGGUGCUUAUCUGAACCUUAUGUUUAUCAUAUCCUACCUCAAUCAUUCGUAUCAGCAGAACUAGUUUCUAGCCUCAUUAGAACAAACUGUCCUAAAACAUUUCAUAUUUAUCACAUCUAGUCAAGAAACAAUUCCUGGGGAAACUGCAUUUUUCCAUUAUAUUUCAGCACCAAGUCUAGAAGUGCACCAGCUUGCAAAAAUGAGGAUGGGGAAAAAUCCUAAUUAAAUUUCUCUAUUAAAAUAACUUAGUCCUUAGGGAGGAGGGUGUUAAGGUGUGGACAACAGGUUAUUAUGACUAAAACGGCAGAGCUGUCACCAUUUGUUAGCUUGUAAAUGACAAAAAUGCAAAAGAUAACAUUUUUAAUGCAGUAACCCACUGAAAGCAACCUUGCUUUUACAGGGCAUUUCCCAUGCAGGCUGCCUUCCAAUCCAAGCAAGCCAGAUGAAAGUUUGAGCACUAAAUAUUACCAGGUGAAAUGAAUUUGCACGGUAAUUGACCUCCUGCAACAUGUCACUAAUACAGUGUCCUUUCCCCUGGCUGUGGCCUCUAAUAGAAGUUUUGGAAGAAUAUUAACCUGGCUGUAUAUUAUUUUCUGGUUCAUUAAAUAUAAUAGCAAUUCUGGCAAAGCUUUUUGUUGAUGAGAGAGGUUUGGCCUCCACAAGAAAACGUUGUCACAAUAGUAGAUGCUAUAUCCUUAUCUAAUUUACUUACAACCAAUGCAAUUUUGAAUAGAGGUAUUAGAUGGCAAAACCACAAAGGACAAUUUAUAAUUUGCAGCCUACAAAGCUAUCCCAGCCCUCAACCACCUGCUUUGCCUCUAUUCCCAAACAUUCCUGCAAUCCCAGACACCUUUAAUGGGUUCUCUGUUGCAUAUCAGCCCUUGGCUCCUCUUCCCCUGCCAUUAGGACAAACUAUUUCGUUCUAAAGGUUUAAUUCUCCUUUGCCAACAGGAUUCUGAGGAAGGAAAAAGCUUGUCAUCCUUUUAGUGUUUUCACUCCCAUACUUAAAAAAGGCCCUAUAAAACAAAAGGGUCCAAGUGUCUGUUUUCAGUGUUUCAUCCAGUUUUAAAGCAUCUGCUGUUGCCCUCAAAGUAUCUCUUUCAGGUCAUUUGUAACUGUCCUGGUCUGACGGGCGGUGACAGUUCACCUUUUCUUAUCACCCUGCAGAUAUUUACUCAGUAGUUCAGUGUUUUUUCCCUGGCGUACUAAUAAAACACCUGCAUUUAUACAAGACCUUUUAUCCCAAAAGAUUUCAACAAGCUCUGCAAGCUGUAAAUUUACAGUAGUACUGUACAGGUAAUGUAGCUUUCAGUUCAGUACAAAAGACAGUAUCCAAAAUCUGGAAAUCCUGAUAUUCUAACAAGUGACUGCUGAACGCAGAAUUAAAGCAGAGGGUUGUGCAUUUUGGAGGCUUAGUCUCAGGUGUAGAGCUAGAUUAAAUUCCCUGCUGAACCCACACCCAAAAAACUCACCCAGGUUUCCUGUGGGACCUUGGGGAAAGUGCUGGUGCCCAGAUCUACAAAGUAUCUUGGCACCUGACAUGGGACUUCUGUGGAGCCAAAGCAAUGAAUUUCAGUGGUGUAGGCCUCAAAGCUAUGCCUGCCUCCUUCAUAAGGCUGUCAACACCUGCUUUUUUGUGUUUGUGGUGAUGAUGAAAAAUUAUCAGUAAUACCAAUACUGCUGCAUACCCAGAAUUUCAACGAUAUUGCCUAGACUGGAAAGUUGAGUGUUUAUUACACAUCCUUACCCACUCAAGACACAUAUUAAGUGUCCCCACUUAAUGUCCUUAUUAGGCCAACUCCAUGAAGCAGGAUUAGGUGAAGCUUAAGGCCAAGUGGCAGCAGUUUAGGUCAGUCUGGAUAGAGAGGCUGGAAGGAAACUGCUGUGCCAUUGAGCAGAUCCCUCGACGUGAAGGGCUGAGGAAGAAGGACCUUGAGUUGCAGUGCAGAGGACAUCCACCCUCAGUCCAGACACACCAUUCAUGCCUCACCCAUUAAAAAAAAAUAAUAAUAAAAUAAAAUAAAAAAAUCAGCUUUCUCUCCUCAGACUAGGAGGCUGCAUUAUACAGUAGCAUUCAAAGUCAGGAUUAUUUCCAAGCUUAAAAACCUAACAUAUUUAGGAUCAGACUUGGCCUCCAUCAAACAGAUAUCUAAAAUAAGCAGUCACUUUUUGAAUUUUGGCCUCAGUAGCAAAAGUGAGAUUUGGAUGACACCAAGUUAGAAAAUACAAACCUUUAUAUUGGAUUUAUGUCACAAGCCAAAUGCAAAUUAUUACUGUUCCUCAUUUUCAGUUACCUCUGGCUAUUUAAUCCAUCCUCCACUAAUUCUCUUCUGCAUUAUUGGUCUGGAAUGUAGUCUACAUGAUGAGAAUCAUUUAGUUGAUAGCACUUUAAACUCAUCUAUAAACAGCUUUUGAUGACUAAUAUGCAUUUUUCUGUUCCUGCAAUAAAUUUGUUUCAAGCAAAAGGAGACUGUUUGGAAACACCUUACAUUUCCUGGUAAAUCAGCUAUUUAAUAUUUAAUUUCAAGCUGUACUGGGAAAGUAAAUCUAAUUUUUUCUCAGGCUCACAUCAGAAGGGAAAAAAAGUACAAUAGCCGCAGAAAAAUAGACAGAUUUUGUAUUAUUUCAAUAUGGAUAUAUGUCUUCUCAAGCCAUAAAAAGAAUAAUUUUAUAUGGCUUUUUUUACAUUUUUCCAUCUUAGAAGACAGCCACUUUACAUUCAUUUAAUUUGAAUUCCUACAUGGCCUCUGCAAAUAAAGAGAAUGAAUAACCAAAUGGAAAAUGCUUUUGCUUACUCCCAGCCCUGGAAGUGAUUCAUUAUUUAAAGCAUUACCAUUAAAAAUGAACCAUUUCCAGAGAUAACAUGAAACAGGUAAUUCUUUUACAGGCAUCCUUACAACUACAGAAAACGUGAAUAUUUGUAUACUUGUAUGCUUUUGAGAGGAAUCCUCAGUAAUAUACACACAAAGAGACAUCACAGAUGUCUUCUAUCCUACAUUUUUUAUGCCAUUCUCAUGCUAAAUGGCAUUAGACUUUAGCAUACCUUUCUUUAAUAUUCUUCUUUUUGUGUUGUACCCAGUCCCUGUUUGCUUUUGCAGUCAAAACCAAAAAAGCCCCCACCUUCCACAGCUUCUUCUGCUAUUCAGUAUUAUAAAACCUCACUACUGCCACUUAGAGAUACUGGAUUUUACCUUGCUGCUUCAUCCUGCCCAAGGACAGAGUGCCUAAUUGUCCUGUUCAGCCACGUAUGAAGCAAUCUGGCCCACAGAGGUUGUACUGAGUAUAUUUUGUGUUACUGUCAGAGGCUCAAUACUUUCUUACUUGGCUGCAUGCAGUUGAACCAGGCAAAAACUCUUCAAGGAGCAACAAACUUCCUCAGGCAGGAGCUCAAGGAAGAGAAGUCCUGUCAAACUAAAAUAUUCUUUCCUCACUUAUCCACAAAGGCAGAAGCUGUGAUGAGGGAGGAUUCCUGAUGCAGGUGGGCUGUGCCAGGAGUGCAUGUGCAGCCACAGUUAUGGGAGGUGCCUGGGGUAUGACCAGCAUCCAAGAGGGGCAGUAGAUCUAAACCACACCAUCCAGGUCAUUUGGCUGAUCACGUUGAGUUUUUUCAUCAUUCUUGGGAUCUCUGUGUUCUAGUCAGAGAGCACAGUAGAGAAUUGCAUUAGUUAAAAUAGUUCUUGAAGCAGACAAGAAUUUCAAGCAAACUGCAGACUUAGAGCUUGCCAUUAAUAUUUUCAAAAGGUAAUGACUCAGCUCAGUCUUAUCACAAUUCUGUUGCAAAUUCAGAUUUCCAUCUUUGUUUCUGCUGACUUCACGCAAAGAUUUUGCUACUAAAAUGAGACUGUGUUUUCUGAUACAGGCCCUUGCUUCAUGCCAGUCAAGCUUUUGUGCCAGUGGAGUUGCAGGAUUGUCUGUGCUGUUCUGAGUACGUUAGGAAUGUAUACAGGAUAUUUAGUACUCAGAAAGUACCAAAUCAGUUCAAAAUGACCUUAUCUACUAAGUGGGGAUCAACCCCAAGAUUAAUACCAUGCAUAGUUGUAUGUGCUCUGUGCCCCAUGAGGGGCUGGUUUUAUUGCUUUAUAACACUUCGCAACCACAACCUCUACAUUUGCCAACUAACAGCCAAUAAUCCUUACAGACACAUUUUUUUUUUCCAUUUAUAUAUGCAAGACUAUCAUGCAUAAAAGCCUACAGCAUUCUGUAGAUAAUUUUAAAGAAAAUCCCCUUUCCUUGGAAUUCAGUCAGUAUCCUGAGCUCUUUUGGCACUUUAUCCGAAGGUUGAGAUACGGGGUCGUAUUUUUAGCUUUCAGGCCAAGUCAAAGAGUCUUACUCAUUUUAAGCGGCUGUUUGUGCUCUUCACCGUGAAGUAUGAGUGAUUCAUGGGUUUAGUCCACUUGGGCUCAUUUACAGUAAUGCUGUACAGAAGCAUAGUUUCUUGGUGUAAUGAAUUUCUCUCUCUUCUCAAUAGUCUAAUUUGACUGGCAUAAUUUGACUGACGUAAUUGCUGGGCUUUCUAUUAAGCAAAAUAGAAGUACAGAUCAUGUAUUCUAGUUAUUCAGAGGAUUCUCAACUCAGAUGAGGAGUACCUAAUCAAGUUAUCAUUCAGGUAAAUACUACAUGUACAAAAGUGACUUUCAUUUUACCAGCUGGAAUUGAUGUGAAGGGGGAUUUUUCAGCUCAUUUUCAUAGUUGCACUGAUGAGUUUGUCAGAGUUCAAUCAGGAGAGUUAUCCACACUCCUACAACUGUGUUGCUAUUCUCUUUCACAGUUUUGUCCCAUUCUAUCAUGAUAAAACAUUAAAAGACAGUGCCUUGUUUAUCAGCAGGAGUUUUGUCUUUGCUAUUCAAGGGGCAUUUUCACUAAUCCAAGCAACACGUUUCCCACCUGCAGUCUGCAAGUUGUAUGUUUCCUUACCAUUUGAUGAGAAACCUAAGUGUUGACAUUAUUUCUGUAACUUUUAAAAAUGUGUUUCUUUGUGAACAAUAGCUGGUGCCAUCACAGUGUGCAACAUUCUGGGCCCUAUCCCAAACAUCUGAUACGUUAGCACCAGUCAAUAGCUUGCCCUCCCAUGCUAUUUCCUUUCACCUCUUAUGAAGGUAACUCAAAGCCAUUGACCCCAAGCAAUUUUUACAGUGAAUAAAACUGACUAUAGAGCAGUCAAGGACUACAGAGUAUUUACGUAACAUCCUCUAUAUUUCUUGAUAACCCCAUACUUUUUCAGUAGUUCCUUAUUAAGGCAUGAAGUCAUAUGACAUUUUGCCUGGUUAAUCAAACAGGAGGUAAUCUGUGAAAGCAUCGUUCUUGAUUAUCGCCACACUACACUGGUAGGGUUGUUACAAUUACUUUGGAAGUAAAACUUCCUCUGGGGAACUCAUUCAACUGCCAGUCACAUCUUGCCGUAACUUAAGCCACACAAUUAGUUGCUCUUAAAGGCUCGUAUUUCAUACUGGCUUCUCCUUCAAUUAAAUGUAUUCAUUCAAAGCAGAUACUUUAUCAACUAUUAAAUUGUUGGGAAGUAAGUAUGAUGCAGAUCAUAUUUCUAUUCAAAUUAACAUGGUUCAAUAUUUGAAGUAUUUUGUGGUUAGAUUAUAGAGACAGCUGGAGGAGUUUAUACCAAAAUGCCUACAGAUAGCUUUAGUUUUCUGUUAGAGCUUCUUCAAUGACACAAAUUAAAUUUAUUUUAGCUACUAAUAAUAUCACACCAUAUGAUACUGUGUUAAAUGUUGGGCUUGAUCUCCUUUAUCUUUUAAAAUGCACAAGGAUACAGCAUAUAAAAUGCAAGAAAAGGGUAAAGGGGGAUGAUAGUUCACAAAUCAGCAAGGUUUUGUAGUUAAGGCUAUCUGGUUAGCUGUUUUACUAUGCAGCUUACACACCCCCAGUGUGAAGCACAAAAGUGUCAUCUGCUUUUUGACACAACUUAAAGACGUUGGCCUAAGUUAUGCAAAGACUGUGUGGGGGUUCAUAGCAAGAGUGAAAUGACAUAUGAAAAACUGUUACUAUUAAGUUGCACAUUUGCUGUUCUGCACUUUGUAUGUCGAUAGUGGAGGCUCUGUGCAUCAGCCCUCACCUUCACUGAGGAGUUACCAGAGCAGCUUCUGAAAACCCAGCCAGACAGCCUGGCUCUGCUAUCUGAGCAAACCAUCCUAUUUUCAUACUGAAAGGGUUGUUAGGCAUUGGAAUGGGCUGCCCAGGGAAGUGGUUGAGUCACCAUCCCUGGAGGUCUUUAAAAGACGUUUAGAUGUAGAGCUUAGUGAUAUGGUUUAGUGGAGGGCUUGUUAGUGUUAGGGCAGAGGUUGGACUUGGUGAUUUUGGAGGUCUCUUCCAACCUAAAUGAUUCUGUGAUCCUCUCUGGUUUGCUCUGCACCCACUGUAGAUGCUCCACUCUGCUGUUCAUAAAAAGUUCCUCUAAUGCACUAAAGAACACAUUUCAUAGUCUUUCUUUCUCCUUGCCUCAUCUCACGCCAAAAUUAUCUAAGGAUUUCUUUUCACUAACAAAAUGUUUGCUUAUGUUCAGAAGGGCUAAAAUAAUUCCUCUCUGUUUCUUCUUGGUUGUGUCAUUGAAUUUAGCCUUGUUUCACAGUGGUGCCUAUACAAUACCAGUAUUACACGUAACCCUGUGAACUCAUUUAGGGAACAUCUUGUUUAAAGAGCUGAGAUGUUUCUUUCAUUCCCUGCUACAAGCCACUAAGAAUAAAUCCUAUUAAAAGUAAUGCAAAUUGCUGUCGUUAAGAAGAUAAUCCUGUUUGGCCUACAUAGAGUUCACAUUUUUCUCCAGCAAAACAUUACAGAUUCUUGGUUUGUUCAGCAAGAAGCACAUAGGCUAUGCUGCCAUCACUGAUAAAUAACACACUACCUUCUUUUUAUUUCAUACCAGCCCUCAAAAUAUCAUUGUUUUGUGCAAAACAACUAUAAACCCCAUAAUCAGCCUAGUAGAGUUUGUAGGUGAGAGUUACGUGAAGCAGGGAUCACUGGUACCCUGUGUAUGUGGUCUCUCACUGACCUGGGCAAAUUUGCACACAUUCAUUAUACCCCACAGUUCCCAGCACAUACAUUAAUUCUAAUAAUAUAUUAUACUGUGUAUUAUACAGUCAUUCAUACUGAGAUAUUGUCAGUGGGGAAAUGACAGCAGAUCCUACGACAAAAGAAUCUGAGGUUCCAAAACAAUGAUUACAUGGAAGAUAGCACUGUCUGUCUAAAUGAAAUCUGAAAGACUGGCAUCCCAUAAUCGCAAUUCAUAGUCCUAAAAAUAUCAUGCUGUCCUUUCUGAAAGUAAUAUAACCAUCAUAUUAACUUACUCUGAACAUACUAAUGGAGGGUUUGACUUGGAAAUGGAAUAGAUCAAACAAAGAAGUGAUCUGCACGUACUUCAAACAUUAGUUUGAAAGUCACCAUUUUUACCAGACCAUUCAGUUUUAUUUGGAAGCAGAAGACUUCAGCCGAUGCUCAUAGCACGAUAUUAAAUGAAAGUUGGAAGAUUAUUUUAAAUCACCUACAUAGUGUUUCGUGUAUGGUUCAAGACAGCUUUGUCAAUAAUGUGUAAAGUGCUAGUCAGCGUGAUCUGGAAGAUAGAGCAGAGUGCACUCUCAGCAAUUCUGCUGAUGACACAAAACUGAGAGGAGUGGUGCAUACACCAGGAAGUUGUACUGCCACCUGGAGGGACCACAACAAGUUGGAGAAAUGGGCUGAUAGGAAUCUCAUGAGGUUAAACAAGGAAAAUUGAAAAGUCCUGCAACUGGGGAGGAACAACCACACGCACUGGUACAGGCUGGGGCCAACUGACUGGAAAUCAGCUAUGUAGAAAGGGACCCUAGGGUCCUGGUGGACACCAAAUUUAAUACAUGCCAACAUUGUGCCCUUGCAUCAGAAACUAAUGGUAUCCUGAGCUGCACUGUCAGCAAGCUGUGGGAGGUGAUCCUUCCCACUCAGCCCCAGUGAGGUCAUACCUGGGGACAGACUGCUCUGGAUGGUCCUGCUUGAGCAGGGGGCUUGUAGCAGAUGGUCCCUUCCAACCUCAACAAUUCUGUAAUUCUGUGAACCAGAACUCUAUUACUAUGGUUAGAGAUAGUCAAGAGAACAGAGUUUUGAUGACUUCUGCAAAGAUUCAGUAUUUUACUCAGUGAAAAUAUGUCCCCAUUAUUUUAAAACAAAAGUGUGAGUUUGAUCUAUUUUAAGACAAAAAAAAAAAAAAAAAAAAAAAAAGGCAAGAGAAGCAGUGGCUUUCCUUGGGUGCCAUAAGUGUUGUGGAUCACAAGAAAAAUUGCUGACAGUUUUGCACUUCUUCCUGGCUAGACUGAGACUGUCCCAGAAGCAGUGGGAAGCUCAUCCUACCUCCUAGUAAAACUUAGACUUUUCUUACAGACCUCAACCAAAAGACAAAGUAGAAAAUUUUACAGGAGAAUAAUUUAUCUGUAGAACUAUAAUAAAUAUUUGAACAUUACAAACAUGGAUUCAUUAGCUUUCCAUGCCCUGAUGUAUGUUUCCGUAGUGAUGUCAGUCAUUAGAAAUGUCAGUUUUACUGUUUUCCUUAUGUUUUGUGUAUUUAACAGAUGUUGACUUCCUAAAGAUCUGGUCUUAAAUAUUCCUCCCUCCUAUGCAUGUAAUAUCCCUCAUCACAGUCAUUUUUUUCUUCCAUUAUGGCUCUCUCCAGACUUGGGAUCUCUUAUCAAAUCUUGUAUAUUUUUCAUUACACUUUAGGGACAGAAGGAAAAAAAAAAAAAAAGUAUUUUCUCCAUCAGUAGUAAUCUCUCAAUGUUGCAGAUUUCAUUGUAGCUUGGCAAUGCUUCCUACUGAUUUCACAUAUCUGAAGUGGUAGAUCAUCAUUAAAUGAUUUUUUAUAUUAUUCCACGUCUACACCACUGAAGGAGUAGUUGUUUCCAUCAAGAAAUAUUUCUGCCUCUGUUUUCAGUUAUUUCAGUUAUUUAACAGAAAGUACAACGUCCCAUCUCCUUUCAAGAUGGCAGUAGUUUCAGCCCCCAUCACAAAGUUCUUUUGUCAUGUCAUGACUUCCAACAAAAGCAACUUAAAACAAAUAAACAGUAAGGAAUAAGUCUCUAUAAAAAUUAGUAACUCAUAACAAAUCUAUUUCCAGAUCUACUAUAUCAGAAUCAUAGUUUGCAUAUUUUCUGCCAACUGCCAUUUGCAAAUCCCUAGGAUGGUUUUCAUCCAACUGUGAUCAUAACAAACCUUUCCAUCUGUGUAUUUUUCUAAGAGAAAUCUUCAUCAGAAUUGUUCCCUAGAUGCCUCUUGGGCUCCAGGAUUCUGAGAUGGUUCCAUCAUUCUCAUAGGAAAAGUGAUACAACAUUUAAGGAAAUGUUAUAAUUGAUCCUUAGGUUUGCUCAGCCAUGAUAAAGAACAGAUCAUUUGCUUUGAAAAUUACUUUAAAAAUUAUAUUAACAAUAUUAUUUCAUUAAGUCAUUCUAAGUUCUAAAAUAUCUUUUCUAACACACAAUAUAUGUAGAAUAUUUGUCACUUUGAAUCUACAAAAAGGUGAGUCUUCGAGUUUGCUGGUUCAGGACACAAUUCUUUUCUUCCAGCAACAUGUAAGUGGCAAGUGGGACUAAGGGAAUGAGAAACUUUCCAAGAAACAGGGCUAAUUAUGAAAGGAGUAAGGACUAUCUGAAAAAUGUACCACAGCUUCUUUUAAUAAGUCAUCAUUUCAAGUAGGUCAUUAAUAAAAAUGUCCAUUUCCCCACUUAUAGACUGAAAUAAACAUAUCAAAAGUAAAACACUUAAGCAAGUUUUAAACUUCAAGAGUAUACUGACUAAAAAGACCUGCAGAAUCAAAGCUCAAUAUGGGUAGGAAAUUAUUUUGCAGCACUAGGACUUCACUGUAAGAAUGCAAGGACAAGCCAUCUGCUCUGAUCCAGGCAGGAAUAUUAAUCUACAUGAGAGAUCUGACUUAAUACCUUUAUUUAUUAUUUUCUAUGAAGUUAGCCAAGCAAACGUCUUCAUAUCAGGAUUACCUUGCAAAUCCUGUAAGACCUAUUUCUCGUGUGAGGCAUCUUGCCAAUAACGGAGCAGUAAAUACCAUGCCCUGUAUCUGAGAGGUAAAGGAGGCACUAUACCAAGUAACAUUAGCAGGUUCCAGUAUCACAGGAGAACGACAUCAAGACAUCAAAAAGAAAAGAAACAAAUACAUCUAUCAGACACCAUAACACACAAACAACAUCCAGCCACAUCUACAAGGGAAUUCCUAGGGCCAGAAACACACUUCUAAUAUUAUGAGGGAUGCUGUUGUCUCUAUCAUGUGCUGGAGGCACAUCUAUCUAGCCAUGUGUUGUUGAUGAAGGGGCUGCGGAGAGAGGGAAGGAAGGAGGCAGCGAACACGUCACAGGCUGACAAACCAGUGAAUUCAACCAGCAUCCCACUCCCUGCUCCUGCCUUCAGCCUCUUGGAAAAGAGGCUGCAGGAGGAGGUUGUGGGGUAGGAAAACAGUUUAGGCAGGCUGUAUCCAUGUAGUAGGUCAUAUUUUGGAGAAAAUCUAGCUAAACUAUCAAAGAGUUUUAAAGGAAACCACUCACAAGCAGCACUCACACGUGUUGGUGAAGAUAUACUUCUUUAUAUCAUAGCUCAUCAGUGAGAAUAGAGAAGCACCUGCUCAUUCUGAUAAAGACUAAACAGCCUUAAAGUCCAAAACAGCACUAAAAUAAAUUAAUAUAUUAUGGAGAAACUAGUACCACAGUCUAGAAGGAAUUCCCGGUAACACUCAUGAGGAAAUCAAAAAAGACAAUGUUACCUCCACAGUGGGAAUGGAAAUCUGAGUUCUCAGCCCUGGCACUGAUCUUCCAGCUGAUUUUGAAGCAGUCACUUCACAACCUCGUGUUUCUAUUUCCCUAGCUUUAAAAUUCUGAUAAAAAUCAUUGCCUUAUUUGUUAAAUACUUUUGAGAUCUGAUGUUAUUGAUAAAAAUCAAGGCAAGUGUUUAAGAAGAGGAGAGGUAAGCAGUGGUAUAUAAUCUGUUGCUAAAAUCUUUGCUGGGGAAUUAGAGUAUAGAAAGUGUUCUGCUACUCCUUUGAAAAGAUACUCAUACUGUGAACCCAAGAAUUAUGGAUCAAUAAGAUUUAAUCCAAUCCAAGGUCAAUUCUAAAUGUAAUAAAUAAUUAAAAACAAAAACAAACAAAAAAUCACACACACCAAAAUAGCCUUUUAAAUCUAUUAGAGUUAUUUUAAGGAGCAGUUGUUGACAGUUGUUUAUUUACUAGCUUUACUGUAAGUUUGGACUAUUGACUCUGGGAGAAAGACUAAUUUUUUGGAAGUUCAAGGCUCCUCCAUCUGAAUACUCUGGAAUAAAAAGCCACAGUGAUGAAUUUUAGACUAACUGGAACCAUACAAGAGGAACACCUAGGUGUCCUGGUAAAACACCUGCUUAUUUUGGAGAACAGAAAGAGGAAGGAGAAAAAAAAAAAAAAGAAAAAAAAAAAGCUUAGGCAUAGAAAAUAAUAACCGUAUAUGUACAUCUCUAGUCCACAUCCUGAGCUAACCUUCACAAAAUAAAAGGUGAAGAUUAAGAGGAUCAGCAACAGUGAUUUCUGGGAGAGAGGGAGGAGACUGGAAUCCUGCCCAUAAGGUUAUAACAAGAAGGGGUCUGGGACAAACUUUGCCUUUUAUUUUGUACACAGAAACACGUAUGCUGCUGAAACACAGUCCUUCACUUCAGAUGGCCUGUAGGACACACUCAUGAAAUACAGUACUGAAAAUGCUACAGUGUCAUCUGUACUGAUAUCACAGUUUCCACUCGAACACCGUGGUAGAGCUCAUGAGUAAAGCUGUUUAAUUUCCAAUAAUUUUUGUGUUCAUGGUAAGAUCUACCUUUUAGCACUCAAACUUUCAGAUUGCCACAAUAAAUAUAAAUUUUCUUCCAAGAGUUCUUUUAUUAAAUAAUUUAGAUUUGUAGGCUUACAAGCAGUGCUAUGUUGAUGAAAUUUGGUAAGAUGCAGAUUUCAGCCCUGGAGCAAAUGUUUUAGAAGACUUUGAAAAUACAUUUCUGGGAACUGUGAUUUGAUUUAAAAGAUAUUUUUCAGAGAGUGGGAUGGAGGAGUGUGUUGCAUGAGAUGAAUAAUAUGAAAAAAGAAAUCCUAUCACUGCAGCAAAAUGCAGUGGAUUUCAGAGAGGAAGGUGAUGCCCUAUAACAUAUUCUGUAGGAAUGCUGUAAUUAGAUGAAGCUUUUUCUGAUAUCUAACAUACUGCAGCAAGAAAACAAAGCAUAAAUUUGGAGUUUAUUGAGCAUUUAUACAUGGGAUUGUGCACCGUGAUACAAGCAAGGAAAAUUAGAUUUGUGUUUCUGUAUUAGUAGAUCAAAAAGUCGUAGAGCUCCUAUGGUCAUGGAACCAUUGUGAUUACCAGCUCCCAAUAAAUGCUUAAGGUUUAUUUGAUGGAUAGACUUCUGUUUCCUUGAUAGAAACAUCAGAAUAAGUUAUAUAUAAUAUAUAAUAUAUAAUAUAUAAUAUAUAAUAUAUAAUAUAUAUAUAUUAUACGAUAUAUAUAAUAUAUAAUUAUCCAUGUUUACUUAUUUUGUAUUUCUUCUCAUUAAUAAAUAAAUAAGUCCCAAAUAGUAAAAAUAAUAAUAAUAAUAAUAAUUCUGUGUAAAACAACAAAAAUAUUUUGUUGGAGAGCUCCUACUUAGACAACAUAUUAGCAAUGAAAAAAUACUGUCCUUGUGCAAGCAUUUGCAAAGCAUUUUUAAGGACAACUUUAAUAUUACAUUAAAUAAAAUAAAGCAGCAUGAAAACUCUUUGCUAUAGUGUUUUUUAAUAGCAGAAUUUACUAUAAUUUUUAGACAAUCAGGUUUCCUGAGUUCUAAAAAGGACAUGAAUUUUUUCAACCUAGCCUUUGUGAGGUUCAGGGCUGCCAUAAAGCACAAGCCAUUAAGAUAGCAGUUCUCAACAAGUGACAGAAAUAACAGUUCACUUUCUCACAACAAAAGCUGCUGAAGUACUAGCAGCAUUUUCUAAGGUCUUUUAAAAUACCUUAAAAAUAAAUCUAUAUAUUUAUUUACCUACAGUAUACUAUAAAAAUCAUGGGCAUCCUCCCUUAUAUUUUUAGAAAUAGUAGCAUUUCAGGAUGCCAUGACUAAGACAUACCGAUGCUGUCAGAAGUUAUUAUUUGAGUGGCUUAAAGAUGUCAAAAACUAUCUCCUAACUGAUGGGAAAGGAAUUCAAUAAGAGACAAUUUCAAGACAAAAAAAAAUGACCACCUUGUCCUUAAAUAAGAAAAUGUUGUUAAAUUGGAAAACCUCAAUUAAAUUAGAAGCUUAUGGCUUAGUGAUGAGCUGGACUACAAACAGAUGCCUUUUUAAGGAGAGAGCUUUUAGUAAUACUCAUUUACCAUAUAAGAAAAUGACACAAGGCAGAACUUUGUUAAGGUUUAUUUUACAUAAUGGCAAUUUACCCAUGGGAGCAGUGCUUAUAUGCAAAUUGUAUCCCCAAGUGCGAGCUGCUCUCCUUGGCAGGGCAUCGAUUCUUCCAGUGAUGGCCGGCAGCAGCUGUGUCACUGUCCUCAGAGGGACAAAAGAUGUAUAUUAUCCAGGUUUUGUAGCAGCCUGGCCACUACCUCAGAACAUCUCCCAGCCCAUGGACCUCCAUCCCUCCUAAAAUGGCUGGUCCCCAUUAGAGCUGUAGACUGGAAAUGCAGACAAUGGUCUCAGGAUCCAAGAUUUAUAGAUCUCAUCACUGCAUCUGUCCACAGAUCCAGACGUCAGACUUUUAUCUUCCUUUCUGUUUCCCUAGACCACUUCAGUUUCAUAUCAUUCUUUAGUUUAUCAAUCUUAUUUGAGGAAAAUAAUAGAAGAUAAUCUCUUAGUUUCCAAAAACUCACCUUCACCUCACAAACAACUAGUAUCUUACACUUCUCUCAUUGAAACUACUGCUUGUAUUGAAAGGAUGUUAGUAUUAAAUUAGAAUGACGCUCCUAGGGAGGUACAUGCAUUAAUUUGAGCACCCAAAAUGUUCAACAUGAUUAAUGUGAUUGCAACCAAUGACAAGGUAAUUUAAAAUGAUUACUAAAAAUAUCACCAUCACACAUGUUAUUUUUAGAGUAUCUCCAGCAGUAACAAAACAGCACAGAGCUGGGCACAACUUUCACAAACAGUGUAAGAUGUGAAAUCUAAGAAGAAUAAAUUAAGUUACUGGCAUCUGUCUGUCUAGAAAUAGAAUCAUCUUUAAGAGUGCUCUCUAGAGAGAAGGAAAACACACACUUUUGAAAAUGAGUCAAUAUUUUCAAAAAAGCCACGGAUUCUGAGAAUGUCAUAUUCUCGUUACCCAGCUUGGACACGUGAAUGCUGGGUGUUUCCCUGAGCCCCUCUCCAUAGGCAGUUAGUUUCAAGUCCUCUGUCAACACAUUUUCUCUCAUAUUUAAAUUGGCUUCAUUUAUUUAUUUAUUGACCCCAUCCAUUUCCCUCCCUACUUAGUAUCUGCCCAACACUAAAAGAAAAAAAAAAAAUGGGUUUGUUUUAACCCUCAAUGUUUCUUAAAUGUUGAGUGGAGGGGAACAACCUUUAUUUUACACAAUAAAACUCCUAUUAAAUGAUGCUUAGCAAGACCUGCAAGGCCUAAGUUGUUAAAGUCACGCUAUUUGGAGAUCAGAGAAAAAAAUAUAUAGAUCAGCUUCAAUGAAGCCAUACACUCACCAAAUCUUGAUUCUAUGACUUUUCUUAAUUUUCAUUAAAAUUCUCAGAUGAAUUAUUCCUGGACUAAGGAGGAUACAUCUCAAAAAGUCUCAGGAAAAUCCAAUUUUCUCUUCUGUUUUUCCAAGGGAAGUAAUAUUUUCAUAGAGAAGCACAUUAUCAAGAAGUUAAGGCCAGCAAUUUACUUAAUUCCAGAAGAUGUGAUAGUAUACAGUUAUAAAAUAUAUCAUGGCCAAAAGGUAAAGGCCACGUUUCAUAAUGUUUUCAAAGAACAUAUUUCUUUUUAACUAAGUUCUUAAGUGUGUAUGCAUUACUGCUUCUAUUAGCAAUAUUCAUUGAUUUGUGUAGGCAAUGAGCUUUACAGCUGUCUACUUGUUUUAUUUGCUUGGUAGAAUUUUGUCAUGAAAAUUCCAGUUACAUUCUGGUAGCAGCACAUUCCAGCAGCACUUCUUCCCUCACACACUUCUUGCAGGUUCCUACUCAGGAAAGCACGAGUGUGGUAAACCCUGUUGGUCUCAGCAGGCUUCAAAAACAAGCUUAAAUUAAAACACAUGUACAACUGUUGACUUAAAAAGAGAUGGAUUCAUGAACCUUUUAAAUUUUAAAGAGUGUAGGGGCCACUGUUAUUUACAUCUAUUGUAUUAUUUUGUCUUACACCUGGUAUUGCUACCUGCUGCAGAAAUUCCUGUGUAGUGGCACAGGAAUUGUGCCACUUGUGGCUGGUGGGAGUCUACAAAAGCCUGAAGAUAAGUUGGUAAGCUCAAGUUCUUUAAAAAGGUCUGAGUAAAGCCUCAAUCUUGCUAAAGAGUAGGAGAAUUUUAUUGUUUGUCUUUAUACCAUAUAAUGUGUCUUUAUAUCACUCUAAAUGCAAGUCAGUCAUGACUAAGGACAGCAUCUGGAUGCUGUUCAUGCAGCAGACAUUAAUGAAACCAUGUUAUUUCAUAAAGAUUGUUCCAUUUUCAGUGUCUGAUUGAAGCUGGUUUUUGUCAUUGAUAAGGGCUGUCAAGCCCUGUAGAACUGUAUAAUUAUAAACCCAGAGAACCAUUGAAAAUCAAUAUGGUCCAACUGAAGUGAUUCUACAAAUGUUCAGGAUGUAAUGGACUGUGAUAAAUCGUUCAAAAUUCCAUACAUUUGGUAAAAAAAAUAAAAUAAAAAAAAUAUGUCUGUAAAUAUGCUUGGUAUUAACUUCUGUAGAACUUUACAUUUAGGUGCAGAGUUUGUCAUAUCUGUUGAAUGAUUUAACUAAUAUCUAUUAAUAUCAAUAGGAUAUUGAGAAAAGCAGGAUAAUCCAUUAUUUUGAUCCAUCAGAACAGGCAGUGUUUCUGUAUCUCCUGUCUUCAUGACUGUACAUAACUGUUAGCCUGUUUUCAAGACAGAAUCACAUCGAGGAAACUUAUUCUAACAACUUUCUCCACCUUCAGGUAAGUACCUUUUGUUUUAGUCAAAUUUGUUUAACCAAAUCACGUUGUAUAUUGUAGUUUGACCAGUCUUGGAAUUUGUUUUCUCUUAGAAUUUAGGAUUACAUAUUGCAGCAUAAUUGUCUCAAAGCCAUGAACAGGUCAGAGCUGCAAAUGCAUUCACAAAUUAAUUAAUUCCCAUACUGAAAACAGUUAAAACUUGCUAAAGAUUUGUCAUUUGUAUUAAGCUCACAGGCAUACAAAUAGAUUAAAAAAUCAUGUAAAGUCAUUAAAAUGAUGUGAAUGACUGAAGACUACGUCUCACGUAGUGAGACUCUGUGCCUUAGACCUCCAUUUUACUACUCAGAGAUGCCAUCUUUAAGACUCAUUUGUGUUCUAAAGUUUUCCUACCUGAAAUGUCUGCCUGACAUUCAAACUAGGAUGGAUGGAUGGAUGGAUGAAUGGAUGGACGGACAGACGGACAGAUGGAUAGACAGAUAGAUAGACCUAUUUCUACAAAUUCUUUUUCCAAAAAAGUCAACAUGGGAUCACGUAAAUAUAUCUGGCAACAGCUAUAAAGUUAAGUGUUGAUCCUUAAAAAACUCUAAUCCUAUCUGGGAGGUGGUCUGCUAAAACUGGUCUCUUUCAAUGACAUGGAGAGAGCAUUGCUGUACAUUUGCAUCAUCAAGAGCUCUCGAAAAAAUAGUGAACUAAACAACUGUCCUUACCAAGACAGUGUAGAGAGGAAGAAGAAUGACUUGUGCACCUUUAUUCAGCUGUUAAUAACAAGUAAAACAGACAGUUAUUACAGGUUUGCCCAAGGAAAUACAAUAAUACACUUAAAAUGAAUUUUCUCUCUUCUCAUAACUUAAGGAAUAAUUUUUUCUCUGACUGAUAGGUAACAACCAUGCUCAUGUUAAAUAUUAUUCCAAAAAUAAUGCUAGAAUUGGAUCUUCAGUCACUAGUUCUCAGUUCUAAUCCAAAGCAAUCUAUUUGUUGUGAACUACAUCAUAAUAAAUUCAGUUUUACAGCCUCGGUAUGAUAAAUCCUCAUUGAUUUCUUUUUGAGUAAUCAAGUUUUAGGCAUAAGUUUUUAGCAUUUUUUAAACUCACUGGCAUCACUUCUCUAAUAUAAGGGGAAAUAAAGUGUGAAAUAGAUUGUCAGAUUCAGCUAAAGACCUACUAACCCUGGAAAUGUUAGAUGUUUUAAAGUCUUUCAACUGUUUUAUACCCUUCCCCCUACCCACGCCCCCCCAAAAAAAAAAAAAAAAAAAAAAAUAACUUCAGACUCCAUAUUUUAUGGUCACUAAUAUGAGUAAAUGAAAAACCUUCCAAUACAAUAUGCUGCACUUCCAUUCUCACCUAUGACUUCAGAGACCAGAGAAGAAUUAAAAUUUUGUGAGUGAAAUUUGGGGCCCAUUGAGUCAAUGACAAUUCGUAAUUCAUUCACUAAAAAUCAAGAAUUCUACUUUGAAUUUUUGCAGAUUCAGUGACUGCAUUCAUACUGUUAUCCAGUAGUACUGGCAAAUUUAUAUUAUGUCCACAUGAGUGUAUUAAAAAUGUGUUUUCUUAAAACAAAAUUUGGACCAAACUUCUGCAAUACAGCUUUGUUGUUUUGUCAUUAUUUAUUUAUGUUUUUACAUAAUCAUGUACUCAGAUGUCUUAUGUAGUCUAUCACUAUUGACAGAGUAUUUCCAAAUUUUGGAAAAAUUAUAUACUUUCCCCUUUCCAUAGCAAAUACUGAAGGUUUCCAUUAAUAAAUAAAUAAAUAAAUAAUGUAACUAUGUUUGUUGUAUCAGAUAUUUAAUCUAACAUUUUAUUUUAUUUCUAGUUAUUGUACUUUAAUGGCCUAACUACUGACACUGCAGUAUAUUUUACAGCUCUAAGUAAGGAAAUAGCAUCUUAUGUAUUUCCCAGAGACACAAAAACUUCCCAUUCUAGCAUCCCAUAUUUUUAGGCCAUUCAGUUUCAUUUAAUGACUACUAGACAGAGCUGAACAACUCAUGGUCAGAAAAGAAAUCUAGAAAGAUAUUCAGCUGUGUUUCAAAAGUAAUAAAAAUGAUGAACUGAAGCAGAAACAAUGAACUGUCAUACAAGAAGAUUAUGGUGGAGCUGAAAAUUGAACUUGGUUCUCCUGGGUCUCAAGCUAGCUGCACUAACACCUUAUCCUUUAUUCCACUCUACCCAAGGCAUUCUCCAACAAAAUAAGGGAGAAAUCUCUCUGAGGGUUUAAAAAAUGCUAGAGCUGAUGAAAUGUUCAUAACUAACUCAUCACCUUGGCAAGUUCAAAAUUUUGCAACAAAAAAAAAAUAUUUAAGCUGAAUACCUGCCAAACCUUACCAAAAUACAAGUGGUCAAAUGAAGGCACUGGUCAACUGCUUUUGCCAAAGAUUGUUUCCUAAAUAAAACCCCAGAGGCAAUCAGAGGUGUAGCUUCCUGGUUAUUAUGAAAGCUGGGUCAUUUGGGUUUUUACUCAGAGGUCUGUUUUUUUUUGACAUCCAGCUUUGCAAAUAUCAUCUUGUGUCUCCCCCCUUUCUCAGAAUGAGGUCGGAGGGUAGUCUUGCUCCCAGUGCUAAGCAAAAGUGCUGUUCUGCCACAAAACAAAUUGUCCCAUUCCCAGAAGAAAUCUUCUGCAGGUGAAAGUAAUUCCAAACAUCCCCUGCUUUCAAUGUAAAGAAAAUGCAGGAGCAUCAUGCAUUGAGUCAGUGACCUCCAUCAGGUUGCCACAACUACCACAUGCCUUUGCCUGGUGACCCUAGAAGAGCACAGCAUUUGGUGGAUAUCUGGGAGGGUGCAAGAGGCUUUCACAUGGCUUACCUUUUUCUUUGCAGAUCAAACAGCAAACUCAUUUGGCUUGCCUGGAAACACAAUUGGGCUAAAAUGCAAAAUUUUCUCAGAAAAUUAAAAGGACUAAAUGGAUUAGAAUGAAAGCUAUUUCAGUCUUAACCUUUAAAUUCCAUUAAUGUGAUGUCUCCAUAACAUUUCUUUGUUUUAUCUCCCUAAGGCAAACAUCUUGUGUGCAUCCAGCUGAGGAAUGUGGCCAGGCAUUGGGCAAAUCCACAAGAGGAAAAGAGGAUUCUUUUCCAUCAGACACCCAUUCAUUUUAACUGCCUCCACACUCCCUUAGCACGAUAUUUGGCAGUUCACAACGAUGCACAGGGUUCCCCUGUCCUGUUUUCUGUCCUCUGUGAUGGAGGCUAUGACUGUUUGAUUUGUGUGUUUUUAGUGUUUUGGGGUUAUUGUUUGUUUGUUUGUUUACAGUGAAUGGUACUGUACAGUGUAUGUUUUAUCUAAAAUAAUACAGUGGCUACAUGGCAGAGGAUAAAGCACCAGAAGGUGAGGAAGGAUCAGAGAAAGGGAAGAAAGAAGAGGGAGAAGAAAAAACAAACAAACACAACACUGUUUGUUAGGUCAGAGGUUGGACUCGAUGAUCUUGAGGUCUCUUCCAACCUAGAAAAUUCUGUGAUUCUGUGACUGUGCUUUCCUCAAAUGCAACUGUGCUUGUUCAGUUGAAGAAGGAGAUGAUUGAAAGGAGCAGGGCACAGGAAUGGUGUCAACCUCAGGGGUUGUGGAAUGUUGGAAGCUUUCCAGGGAACUCAGAGGAGCUCCCACAAAAGGAGCCACGGAUAGCUGCUGGAUUGAAAAGCAAGAAGCUGCUCCUUCAGGAAGAAAAGACUUGUCCCACAAGGAUGCUGGAAGAUUUGUUUUCAAACCUUUGUAUUUAAUCUGCCUCCUUCAUUUACCAUUUUAUGGCAGAAGGCUGGGAGUCUUCUGAUGUAUUGGUGUGCUCACCUCAAAGAAGGUAUUGACCAGUUCUACUGCAAACCUCUGUUAAUUUGGGGUUCUGUCAUAGUUUUUUUCCUAACACGGAAAAUGAGCUACUUCUGGAUUUCCAGCAGUUAUAUGACUAUAUUUAUUGAAAUGAUUUUGUUAUUUGCACUUAGAGGUGUACCACAAAAUUCAGAAUUCAUCUUCUGCAUUUUUGUUUAUUUGUUUGUUUGAACAAAUAAAGCUUUACAAAUCCCUACUGUACAUCACACAGGGAUUCCA